Molecule: messenger RNA, 2988 nt
Organism: Dermochelys coriacea (leatherback sea turtle)
Lineage: Eukaryota; Metazoa; Chordata; Testudines; Dermochelyidae
Gene: TXNIP
Product: thioredoxin interacting protein
Exons: 9
Coding region: 66-1241 (391 amino acids)
Biological process (GO): protein transport
Cellular component (GO): cytoplasm
Molecular function (GO): ubiquitin protein ligase binding
Source: RefSeq, a predicted model, not a curated record
AAAAAACCCCCCAAAAAAAAAAUCUUUUUUGGGGGAGAAACGAAACUUAUUUGCAACCAGUCAUCAUGGUAGUGUUCAAGAAGAUCAAGACCUUUGAGAUAGUCUUCAGCGAGCCUGAGAAGGUCUUCUGCAGUGGAGAGAAGGUAGCUGGCCGUGUACUGGUGGAAGUGACCGAAGUCACCCAAGUCAGCUCAGUUAAAGUGCUGGCUUGUGGGGAGGCCAAGGUGGUCUGGAUCAAGGGACCCCAACAAUGCAAGCAAGAGGUGGAGUAUCUGCGCUAUGAGGAUGUCCUCACCCUGGAUGAUCAGCCCACUGAUGAGGAUGGCUCUGUGAUCUUGAGACCUGGCAACAAAUAUGAAUACAAAUUUGGAUUUGAGCUUCCCCAGGGACCUCUGGGGACCUCAUUCAAAGGGAAGUAUGGCUGUGUGGAUUACUGGGUUAAGGCUUUCUUGGAUCGCCCAUCCUGUCACACUCAGGAGAUAAAGCAGCACUUUGAGGUCAUGGAUCCUGUUGAUGUCAACACUCCAGACUUAAUGUCGCCAGUAGCUGCCAAGAAAGACAAGAAGGUGUUCUGCAUGUUCAUUCCUGAUGGGCAUGUGUCUGUCAGUGCUAGGAUUGACCGAAAAGGAUUCUGUGAAGGUGAUGAUAUCUGCAUAAACGCAGAGUUUGAGAACAUCUGCUCCCGGAUCGUGGUACCCAAAGCAGCCAUUGUUUCCAAGCAUACCUACUUGGCAAACGGGCAGACCAAGGUUUUGACCCAGAAACUUUCCUGCGUCCGAGGCAACCCCAUCAUCUCUGGCAUGUCUGAGAGCUGGCGGGGUAAAACUCUUCGGGUCAAGAAGAUCAAACCGUCCAUCCUGAGCUGCAAUAUCCUGCGUGUGGAGUACUUCUUGCAGAUCUAUGCCAGCGUUCCUGGCUCCAAGAAGAUCCUUCUGGAGCUGCCUCUUGUCAUCGGUAGCCGAUCUGGGUUUGCCAGCCGCAGCUCCAGCAUGGCUAGCCAGACUAGCUCUGAAAUGAGCUGGGUGGACCUAAAUAUUCCUGAUGCUCCAGAAGCACCUCCAUGCUACCUGGACAUCAUCCCUGAAGAUCACCGCCUGGAGAGCCCCAACACUCCCCUUCUGGAUGAUUUCGACAGUUCCUUUGACAGCCCUAUCUUCAUGUACGCCCCAGAAUUCAAGUUCAUGCCUCCUCCCACUUACACAGAGGUGGAUCCCUGCAAUGGUAACAACAACGUGCAGUAAGGGCCAAGAAGCAUCUGUUUCUCUGUUUCUUCUACUUUUCUGGACUCUAUCUGCAGUGAUUAUAACUAGCCAAAGUUCAGAACGGGGUUUCAAAGCCCUGAUUCAAGGGAAAAAACAUCCCAAGAGGUGUGGGAUAGGGCAGUUCCUACCAGGCUGAAAAAAUCACAGCCAGCACUGAAGGCAGCAAAUGUAAAGGUCUUCCUUCUAAGAGGACUUGAUGUGAUGAGCAAAAUGCCAUGUUGGUCAGAGGCCUUCAGGGGGAGGAGCUUUUAGCCAGCUAGUGCUCGCUCUUGUCCCUGUGCUCAAAAGGACUCCAGAGCCCUUCAGAAUCUCCCUGGAAAAUAAAUAGUAGCUUGUAUGGAAGCUGUAAUGGGAGUACAUGGGGUGGAAAAGGUGUGUGUGUGUGCUCCAUGGCGAGCACUUAAGAGUUGAUUUGUUAGGGAGAGACAUAAAGCCGCCAGAUUCUGAUUUUAAAAAAGCCUCUAUGCCAGAAAAACUACUAUCACCGUGCCUCGAAUCUGUUACUAUGCUGUACUGAUCAGUCCUAUUUGAACACGUGAUCAGUGGGGGUUUUUUAAGUGUCUGAAGAUUUCAAUGAAACCUGCUAGCUUAGGAUUGUAAACUUGUUGCUUUAUAAGGAUUGCUACUUGUGCUUGAGCUAGCACCAUAAAUCUCAAAGCUUUCUACAACCCUCCUAUUGAGGAUUUUGGGUGUUGGUGGAAACACUUCUGUGCCUUGGCACUAGGUAGAAGUGAAGAGAUCAAAUAGAAAUCAUCAAGGGGAAGAACUUAAGUUGAGGUGGCUUUUUUUAAAGGAUAUUUAUGCAUGUCCAUCUGUCUUUGUUCUAACAAGCAAAUGAAACAUUAUCCACUCCAAAUGUCUCAAAAGCCAAGAUUUUAUACAAUCAGUUCAAAGUGGUGUCAUAUGAUUCAUGUCUUUGGUAGCAUUUAUUGUUUGACUUUGAGUUUUCUGAAUCUGCUAAACAAGUGUAAGCUAAACUGCAUGAUCCUUUUGAGAAGAAUCACUAUCUCCGUCCUUUUGAAUUUUUAUCUUCCUUUGUGCAGAUAAACCAAUGCACCCUAAACCCCCCAAUCCAGCCAUCACUACUACUUGGUUUAAUUGCUCUCAGCCGGUGCACAGAGGAGUCUGGCUGGGAUUGCACUUUGAGGGCAGCCCAAGAAAUAACAAACCUCUCUGGGCCCAGGCAAACCCUGAGAAUUUUCUCAUGCUUUCCCUUGCCUGCUUAUCCAAGCACAAAUCUCAAACCCAUUCUCUCUCUGGCACCAUUUGAAGUUUUUGGUUAAACUAUCUUGUGCAAUGUCCAGACACCUGGGGAAAAGGUGCUCUGCUGAAGGGAGGCUGUCAGAAUUUAGGCAAACGUUAAACCAAAAAAUGAGAAGGUUUUCUGGUAUGGGGGGGGAGGGAAGAGGGGGAGAGAAACUAGUGGUUGUGGGGUUUUUUCUCUCCCCCGUUUGUCCUGUCCUUACACAGAAAAAAGCACUUGUGUGUAUUAACCCAGAACUACAUGUCCUAAGUGUUUGUUCAUCUGUAUUUGGCAGAACCAAUCUUGCAUAAGCCUUAGCUGCCUCAGUCUAUCAUGACAUGAAGCGGGUGUACUGAAUUUUUCUACUGGUUGUUGUUUUGUUUUUUUUUUGUAUUUGUUUGGCAAAAUUUUUAUAUUUGUACAAUUUAAGAUGCUAGAACCACCCCUGGGGGGUGACAUUUUUAAUAAAGACAAUUGAAAUAA